Molecule: messenger RNA, 1472 nt
Organism: Eurytemora carolleeae
Lineage: Eukaryota; Metazoa; Arthropoda; Copepoda; Calanoida; Temoridae
Product: galactosylceramide sulfotransferase
Exons: 19
Coding region: 4-1335 (443 amino acids)
Biological process (GO): glycolipid biosynthetic process
Cellular component (GO): membrane
Molecular function (GO): galactosylceramide sulfotransferase activity
Source: RefSeq, a predicted model, not a curated record
UCGAUGAUGAACAGUUCACGUCUCCUAUCGUGUAGACUGCACCGGUCAGUCAAAAUUCUGACAAUAUGGACUUCAUUCUGCUACCUCUUAUUCAGAUUCCUUGAUGUUGAGAUAGGAUCUACUAAAGAAAUAAAAGAGGUCCCACAAUUAGCUUGUCAGUUUGAGAGCGUCAAAACCAGAAACCAAAGUGUGAGAGGAAAUUAUACAGGACAAAUGGAGUUUACUGUAGACCUUACUUCAAAGGAGACUUGUGCUCCUUACCAUAAAGUUGUCUUUGCUAAAACACAUAAAACCGGUAGCUCUACACUUCAAAACGUGUUCUUCAGGUAUGGAAGUGAAAAUGGUUUGACCUUCGCAAUGCCGGAGAAGUCUUGGAUGUUUCCAUUCAAGGAACCCUUUAACUCAAGUAUGGUGCUGGAUCUACCAUGGGCUAAACUAGGAUAUGAUAUCUUUACCUUCCAUAGUAUAUGGAAUUAUGCUGAAAUAAAGAAGGUUCUACCCACAGCUGUUUAUAUCACAAUUCUUAGGGACCCUGUUGAUUGCUUCGAAUCCAACUAUGUAUAUAUGGGCCUGCAGAAUUUAUACAAAAUGGACAUCAACGAAUUUGCAAAAUUUAAGGACUCCAGACACAUGGUCAGACCAUCAAAAGCAAUCAUAGGAAAAAAUCAGAUGCUAUGGGACCUGGGCCUAGAUUGGAGAGAAAUGGAAAACAUAACUUUAGUACAAAGCAAGAUAAAAGAUCUUGAUUCUCAGUUUCAUUUUGUAUUGUUUGCUGAACAUUUUGAUGAGUCUCUAGUAAUGCUUGCCAAAAUUCUCUGUUGGGAUUUAGAAAAUAUGAGGUAUCUGAAGCAAAACAUGAGAAAAGCAGAAAAAGUUUCUGUCAUAAGUUCAGGAGCCAGAGAAACACUGAGUAAAUGGCUUCAGGCAGACUAUAUGCUUUAUGAUCACUUUCUAGAGAAGUUUAAGAGGGAAAGAGAAAGUUAUGGUUUGGAAAAGCUAGCAACAGAUGUGCGCAGAUUGGAGUUGUUAAAUCUACAGCUAAAAGAGGACUGUGUAAUAGAAGUAGCUGAUAAUAGUAAACUAGCAGGAGAGUUCAGAAUGGCAGUUUCUAUGGUUGAAGGCUAUUUGAUCAAUGAAACAAAGCCAUGGUGUGCUCCAUAUGCAAGAAGUGAACCCAGUUUCACUGUACAUGUCAGGAAACAACAAAUGGCCAGAGCGGGUUAUGAUACCUUGACACUUCAUAACAACAAAAAACUAAGUGUACUGAAUAAGGGAAUGGAGAAACAUGAAAAGACGGAGACAAAAAACAAAAUAGAAGAUAAAAAUUUGCUCUGAUUUUAUGAUUUUUUCCUUGACAUGUGAUACAUUUCUUGUGAUAUUAUUGAAAAUUCAGUCCAAAGUCUAGCUGUAAUUUUUCAGAUACACCUGUCUAAAUAUUGUGAAUGUUAAAAAAUAAAAGUAUAAUAAGAGUU